UCCGGUCUCCAGCGACGCCGUCCCAGAACCACCAGGGUCCCCAGGAUGGGGGGACGCCAUGGAACCCCGAGACCAGGACCUGGACCUGGACCUGGACCGGGACCGGGACCUGGACCUGCACCCCCCCUGCGGUCUCACCAACCGGAGCGGCAGCUUCUUUAAGCUCAUCGACUCGUUCGCCCUGGAGAUCGGGGAGCUGAAGAAGGAGAUGGUCCAGGACCCGGACCAGGACCAGGACCAGGACCAGGACCAGGACCAGGACCAGGAGCCCAGGGGGGCACCGGGGCUGGACGGGGACGUGUACCUGCGGGACCCGCUGGACCCCCUGGUCGGCGGUGAAAGGGAUUCUGGGUACGACUCCCUGAGGAGGAGGAUGAGCGUGAUGGACCGGCUGACCCGGACCCACCCGGUCUGGCUGCUGCUGGCGCUGGGGGACGAGGAGGCGGGCCGGAUCCUGCUGGGCCAGCCCAAGGGGGUCUUCCUGGUCCGGAGGUCUUCAGUUCUGCAGAAGAAGGUUCUGUCGGUUCAUCUGGACCAGAACCCGCCGGGAACUCCCAUCAGCCACUUCCCCAUCCGGGAGAGUCAGUACACGUUCUCCGUGGAAGGAUCCGGGAUCAGCUUCGCCGACUUGUUCCGCCUGGUGGCGUUUUACUGCAUCAGCAGAGACAUCCUGCCGGCGACACUCCGACUCCCAGAAGCCAUUGCGUCGGCCAAGACCCAGAAAGACCUGGAGGAGGUGGCUCAGCUGGGACCAGGUUUCUGGGACUCGGCCCUGAGCCGGCAGCAGCCGUCGCCCCCCCGGCCCCGCCGGCCCCUGAGCCGGACCCUGAGCCCCCAGCGGACCGGUUCUGAUCGGCCCCGGGGGCCCGGCAGGUCCCAGUGCGACAGCGCCCCCCCCACCCUGCGGCCCCGCCCCCCCCCGUUGGCCCGCGGGCCCCUGUGCUUCAUCAACCCGCUGUUCCUGCAGACGCACCGCCAGCCCGGCCCCCCGGAUGCUGGUCCGGGGCCGCUAGCAGAGCUAGCCCCGCUAGCCGCUCCCCCCAGCGAGUCCCCCCCCAGACCCCCUCCCCCACCCCGGCCCCCCCCUCCCCGCUCCAUGCCCCGCCGCCGGCCGGCUCCGCCCCCUCCCGGAGCCCCGACGACCUCCACGACCUCGGCCCGGCCCAAGAGCACGCCCGAGCCCCAGCCCGCCCCCCCGCGCCGCCGCCCGGCCCCGGCGCGGCCGUCCUCCGGGUCCAGGCCCCCCCCGCGGCCCCGCCGGCCGGACCUGGAGGCGCACCGCUGCCACGUGGCCCUGGACGACGAGACCAUCGCCCGCGCGCUGUCGCAGGCGCGGCCCCCGCCCGGCCCCGCGGCCGCCGAGGGCCCGUCCGGGACCGGCCGGCGCCAGCGCCUCAGCGACAUGAGCAUGUCCACGUCGUCCUCCGACUCCCUGGAGUUCAACUUCCUGCCGCCGCGGCCGGCCGACGACUCCAGCGAGGAGGAAGACGAGGACGAGGAGGACGAGGAGGAGGAGGAGGAGGACUACGGCGUCGGCAUGGAGGCCGACCUGGAGACGCGGCUGCGGCCGUCCUUCCGGGCGCGGCAGCGGCGGCGCGUGGCCGUUAGCCUCGGCGGCGGCUCCUUCAUCCUGAACCGGGCGCUGCGCGGCCGGCUCAGCAAGGUGGGCGGCAUGCUGAGCUCGCUGAUGACGCCGGAGCGCCGCGCGGUGCGGCGCGUGGAGGAGCUAGCGCGCGACAAGAGCUCGUACUUCGGCGCGCUGGUGCAGGACUACGUGGGCUUCGUGCAGGAGAACCGCAGCUGCCACCCGUCCGGCGUGGACUUCCUGCAGACGCUGCGGCAGUUCAUGACGCAGAUGAAGUCGUACCUGCGGCAGAGCUCCGAGCUGGACCCGCCCAUCGAGUCGCUCAUCCCCGAGGAGCAGAUCGACCAGGUUCUGGAGAAAGCCAUGCACAAGUGUGUCCUGAAGCCUCUGAAGAGCGUGAUCGAGGCGGCUCUGCACGACUUCCAGGUGAACAGCGGAGCCUGGCAGCAGCUCCAGGAGAACCUGGUUCUGGCCCGGACCCGGAGGCCCCAGGAUCUGGGCGUGGACGGGGUGGUGCCGCCCGACCCGGUGGCCAUCCAGAAGAUCCGGCACAAGUUCCUGAGCAUGAGGAAGACGUACUCGCCCGAGAAGAAGGUGUCGCUGCUGCUGCGGGUGUGCAAGCUCAUCUACACCAUCAUGCAGGACAACUCAGGGAGGAUGUACGGCGCUGACGACUUCCUGCCGAUGCUGACGUACGUGGUGGCUCAGUGUGACGUUCCUCAGCUGGACACGGAGAUCCAGUACAUGAUGGAGCUGCUGGACCCGUCUCUGCUGCAGGGGGAAGGUGGCUACUACCUGACUAGCGCCUACGGAGCCCUCGCCCUCAUCAGGAACUUCCAGGAGGAGCAGGCGGCGCAGGUCCUGAGCUCCGAGGCCCGGAACACGCUGCACCAGUGGCACCGCCGCCGCACCGCCCAGCGCUCGGUGCCGUCCGUCGACGACUUCCAGAACUUCCUCCGGGUCGCCCUGCAGGAGGACUCGCCCGACUCGGGCGACGCCGGCUGCACGGCGAAGACGCUGCAGGUGCGUCCGUACGCCACGACGGAGGAAGUCUGCUCGCUCUGCGCGCUCAAGUUCCGGGUGCCCGACCCGGAGAACCACUUCCUGUUCCUGGUCACCGCGGAGACCAGCCAGCAGCUAGCGCCCGACACCGCGCCGCAGCGCAUCAAGGCCGAGCUGCACAGCCGGCCGCUGGCCGGAGCCUUCCACUUCGUCUACCGCCGGGGAACCAACCGGAACCUGGACCAGAACCUCGGGCCCGCCGGCCAGAACCUCGGGCCCACCGGCCAGAACCUCGGGCCCGCCGGCCAGAACCUCGGGCCCGAGAACGGGAACUGCCUCCAGGUCGGGCCCUGAGGGCCCGCGGGGCGACUUCUGCCACCACAGCAGAGCUCUACUCCCCCACAUGGUUACUACAUAGGGUGGCUUUAACCCCACACUGCAAAAACUCCAAAUCUUACUAAGUCUUAUUUCUAGUUAAAAUAUCUCAUUUUAGUAAAAAAAAAUGUCAUUACACUUAAGACAAGACUCAUUACCAGAA
Molecule: messenger RNA, 3125 nt
Organism: Cololabis saira (Pacific saury)
Lineage: Eukaryota; Metazoa; Chordata; Actinopteri; Beloniformes; Belonidae
Product: ras and Rab interactor 2-like
Exons: 13
Coding region: 59-2941 (960 amino acids)
Biological process (GO): signal transduction; vesicle-mediated transport
Cellular component (GO): cytosol; endocytic vesicle
Molecular function (GO): small GTPase binding; guanyl-nucleotide exchange factor activity
Source: RefSeq, a predicted model, not a curated record